CACCGAGACCUUGCGGCCCGUAAUGUGUUGGUUGGACAAAAGGAAACUUGUAAAGUGACAGACUUCGGAAUGGCCAGAGAUGUGCAGCAGGAAAAUAUUUAUGAACGAAAGACUAAGGGCCGUCUUCCAGUGAAGUGGACAGCUUAUGAGGCCUUGAUGUAUGGUAAAUAUACCACCAAAAGUGAUGUAUGGAGUUAUGGAGUUUUGCUGUACGAGAUUUUUACCAUAGGUGGUUCACCUUACCCACGAAUGGAUGGCAGAAAAAUUGCAAACUUACUUCAGGAUGGAUACAGGAUGCCUAAACCACAACACGUCGAUGAAGAAUUGUAUCAGAUUAUGAUGAAAUGCUGGAAGAAUGACCCAGAUGCAAGACCAACUUUUACUGAAUUGAAAAAUCAGCUUAAGGACAUGGAAACCCUACACAAGAAGCUGAUCAACAUGACAACGUACGACAAGCAGUUGUAUGCAAACGUCGAGGAUUUAAUAGUGUAGUUAGAUAGAAUCCGCGGUAUAUGACCGGCUAACAGUUUGAACACUUUGCCACAACAAGUUUCAGGGCUGAAUCACCUUUUCCUCACACGCUUACUUGGUAGAAAAAGCCAUUUUGUGUGAAGCAAUUAGGCUGGAACGUUAUAACUCAAUUGAUUUUAUAUUCUUAAACGCUGUAACGCUUUUAUCAGUUUACCGAUAAAGUAUACUCUCAUUUUCUCUUUAACAUGUUUAGCACUUACACGCAUGCUCGACACAAGCGUUGGAGUUCAGUUUAUUUUCUGACUCAAUUCUGAAAGGCAGGAUAGUGCGGAAAAUAUCCAAUUAACUAGAUUGAUGAGAUCUCGUUCUGUGUGCCGUAGUUGUCUGCAGUUUUAGUAAAUUGCUAAAAAAUUGUUUUGCCGCAAAACCCGCUUGGUUUUAGGAAAGCUAUCCGGCGCAUAAACUGCUUUCCCUAAGACCGCAUCUACCUGCGAUACUAACUCGAAAUACUUUUACACUGAAAGUAUUAUUAAUUAAA
Molecule: messenger RNA, 1009 nt
Organism: Pocillopora verrucosa
Lineage: Eukaryota; Metazoa; Cnidaria; Anthozoa; Scleractinia; Pocilloporidae
Source: RefSeq, a predicted model, not a curated record